CACGCAGAGAGAGAGAGAGACAGAGAGAGAGAGAGUCAUAUCACCGGAUGAUCGCAAUGGCAUUUGUAGGAGACGACGUGUGAACAGACAGAUGCUCUGUUCCAAGAAAGUCCGAAUCCUUUGCGCUCGUUGUUGAAGCAUACCCAUCAAGAAUACCCUUUUCACAUGUAGCAGCAGUUGCAAUCAAGACCACCCAACAGCAUGAACAAGAAGGGGUUGGCCAUCUUGAUGAGAGCCAGGAUGAGGCCCAGUGAUUCCAGCAGCAAGAUCUCUCUUUCCCCUCUCGCUGUAAUCACUUCCCAGAGAAAUUGAACCGGGCGACACCUGAUAGUCAAGCAAAUCAAUCCGGUGGAAGUGACAUGGAACCUGCUUCAGAUAAAGGAAAUGAUCAGACCAACUUCUCAUGCCAAAAUAAAAGGGCGUUUGAGCUUGUGAAGGAGUCGAUGCACUCGGCAAUAUCGAUGAACAAAACAGAGGUUUUGGAUGCUGUGCUCAAUGAUUUCACGGAGGGUUAUGUUAGCCUUUCUGGAGAAAGCCGUAAGGCGUUGUUGCUUUUGCUUGCCAAAGAGUAUGAUCUCAAUAGAGCACAAGUGCGGGAAUUGAUAAAGCAGUAUCUCGGACUUGAGCUUCCAAAAGCUGAUGCAGCUGAAGAGGGUAAUGUUGUGGAGGAAAGCUUGCUUUCUCCGUUCUAUCGUAUAGAGAGAAACUUGAGACAUGCUCUUAAGCCAACAUAUGAAGUUCUUUUUGAGAGAUUGAACACGCAUCCUGGAGGGUUGAAGUUCUUGUCUAUCCUUCGAGCUGAUAUACUGUCGAUUCUCGCAGAGGAAAAUAUACCAUCCCUGCGAGCACUGGAUUCCUAUUUGAAGGAGAAACUUGGCACGUGGCUUAGUCCUGCUGCUUUAGAGCUUCAUCAAAUCACAUGGGAUUAUCCUGCUUCUUUGCUAGAAAAGAUUGUGGCCUACGAGGCUGUGCAUCCUAUCAGCAAUCUUCUAGAUCUUAAGAGAAGGUUGGGCGUGGGACGUCGUUGUUUUGGAUAUUUACAUCCAGCAAUACCUGGAGAACCUCUCAUAUUCAUUGAAGUUGCACUUUUGAAAACUGUGGCUCAGACAAUACAGGAGGUUUUGUGGGAUGAUCCUCCCAUACUUGAGCAUGAAGCAACAUGCGCAUUGUUUUACUCUAUAUCGUCAACUCAGCCUGGUUUGACAGGGAUCAACCUUGGAAAGUUUCUUAUUAAACGAGUCAUCACACUGGUGAAACGAGACAUGCCUCAAAUUUCUAUAUUUGCUACUCUCAGCCCAAUCCCAGGGUACAUGCAAUGGCUACUCUCUAAGUUGGCAUCUCAAUUAAAGCUGGCCGAAACAGAUGAUGCCACACGUACAUCAUCUGAUCAAUCUGGCUCAUCAUUCUGCGAAAAUAUACUUGAACCAGAAGAGGAAAGGGCGCUCUUGAAAUUGUCUGAGGAAUACAAAGCAAUGAAAAAUGGAAUGGAAGUGAUGUUUAAUUUGCUGACCACAAAUGACUACACAUGGGCCAACUCACCUGAAAUGGUUUCAGUAUUGAAGCCUCCACUCAUGCGGCUCUGUGCCAGGUACCUUUUGCAAGAGAAAAAGAGAGGCAAGGCAUUAGACUCUGUGGCCAAUUUUCACUUGCAAAAUGGAGCGAUGGUUGAAAGAAUAAAUUGGAUGGCAGAUCGGUCAGAGAAAGGACAGCGACAAAGUGCUGGCAUCAUGGUAAACUAUGUGUAUAGGCUGGAGAACAUUGAGGAAAAUGCUCAGUCAUAUUUCAGUACAGGGCAAAUACAUUCCUCAGAUGACAUCCUUGAAUAUGUAAAGGGGGUGGAGGUAUGAAUAAUGCAGCUGGGAAGGUUGCAUAGUAAUCCAAGUAAGUUGUUUUUGCGCAUCCGAAGGAGAAUAUGAGCGAGCUUAGUUAUGCAAGAGCAUUGCUCAUCACAAUCAACUCACAGGGAUGGUAGCAACAUAUAACUCCGGAAGCAAUACCGUAAUUUAGGUGUUCUAUGGUAUUUCUCAUUGUAUUCAAACCAUUAAUGGAGGUUUAAGAUAUGACCUUUUAAAGCAUGUUCAUUUUCUCAUGAA
Molecule: messenger RNA, 2093 nt
Organism: Syzygium oleosum
Lineage: Eukaryota; Viridiplantae; Streptophyta; Magnoliopsida; Myrtales; Myrtaceae
Exons: 16
Coding region: 360-1847 (495 amino acids)
Biological process (GO): malonyl-CoA catabolic process; acetyl-CoA biosynthetic process; positive regulation of fatty acid oxidation
Cellular component (GO): peroxisomal matrix; mitochondrial matrix
Molecular function (GO): malonyl-CoA decarboxylase activity
Source: RefSeq, a predicted model, not a curated record